CUACAGGAGGGGAAAAAAAAUUCUUCCAAGACCCCCUUUACUUCAUUUCUCCACAUCUUAUUCUUGCUGUUUUCAUCCUAGACCGACACUCCCUUUAAUUUUCACAAUAUUGCCUCCUGUCCUGAGAUUCCUUCUCACCUAGCCAACCUCCAUAUACGAGUAUGCUCACAAUUUCCAUGGAGGUGAAUUUUCUGGAUUUCAUUUCCAUGUCUUGCCAUUUUUCAAUGCUUGUAUUCUGUACCCAUCACAACACAGAAAGCCAGAACAGGAAGAAAUGAAGGAUGACAGCAUGGAGGAGCAGCAAAGGGUGCUGGGGUCACCCCUCAAGUCCUGGGAAGAGCUGAAGGCCAUUUGGCAACAGGUGGAGGUGUAGGCACGGAUGGACUCUGCACCAGCUCCCAUAGAAUUGCUCAGAGUAACACAGGAUGGUUUGCUGCAUCCCAUAGCAGGCAGGAAAAUAUAAUGAAGAUCCCAAAGACCAGACCACUAGCCCAGAUGUUUUGUGUCUCCACUGAGCAGUCACAUAGAAGAGGCCCUGGCCCAUGCACAGACCGAUCUAUGAAAUCCCCAGGCUUGCAUCAGGCCACGUUAUAAUUAGACAGGUGAUUGUAGAAUUAUCUGCAAUAAGUGUGGAGGCUUUGGGGGGAACACAGUGAUGGACCCUGCAUUCUCCAAACGGAACCAGGCGCUGAGAAUAGUAGACUUGGCAGGGGCUCAUCAUCAUCAUCACCACCACCACCCCCCUCAGACUAUGACAGGCUUCCCGGGGUACGUGGGUCAUUCCCACUCAAUGGCUCAUGUGCACCCUGGGGAGUAUGCUGCUGAUUCUCGCCUAGGGCCAAGUCCUGCAUUCCGGCCAGAACACAUGGGGCACCAUCCAGCGGCCCUCAAACUCAGCCCUGCCCAUAACCACCACCACCAUCACCUCCACCACCAGCACCACCACCAUCAUAUGCCAGCAGGCCAGGCUGAGGCUGCCUCCAGUCCACCAGGAGCAUUUGUCCCGGCUCCCUCCUACACAGCUCAGUCUAUCCCUGCAGGUAGGGACUUUCUAAUAGGCAGGGAUCUGACAGUUCAAGUGAUGCCAGGGCUGAGUGAUCAACACUCUGCAGCAACCUCUCACCAUGGCAUGUUUGUCUCAACGACAGGUAGCUACCCUGGGCAGCAUGGCCACCACGCGGAGCCUGGAAACCAUCCCUACUUCUCUGGACCUCAUCAUGAGCAGCAUUCCCAUGCAACCCCAGGUGGCCAGCCUCUAAACGGACAGAUAAGAUUGGGGCUACCUGGAGAUAUGUACAGCAGCAGGUCUGAUCAUUUCACUCAAUCAGUGUCUAGGACAGAUCCUUUCUCCUCCGCUUCUCUUCAAGGCUACGCUGGCAUGAACCUGAACAUGAACCUAGCUCCUCACCACGGACCAGGAGCCUUCUUCAGAUACAUGAGGCAAGCGAUCAAACAAGAACUCAUCUGUAAGUGGAUAGAAGAAGAGGAGCUGCCCAAAAAACAUUGCUCCAAAACUUUCAGCACCAUGCACGAGCUGGUCACCCAUGUCACAGUGGAGCACGUUGGAGGACCCGAGCAGUCCAGCCACAUCUGCUUCUGGGAAGAGUGUGCUAGAGAAGGCAAGCCUUUCAAAGCCAAAUACAAACUGGUCAACCACAUCAGAGUCCACACAGGGGAAAAACCCUUCCCAUGCCCCUUCCCUGGCUGUGGGAAAGUCUUUGCCAGGUCAGAAAACCUGAAAAUCCACAAAAGGACUCACACAGGGGAAAAACCCUUUAAGUGCGAGUUUGAAGGCUGCGACAGACGCUUUGCCAACAGCAGCGACAGAAAGAAACAUUCCCACGUCCACACCAGCGACAAACCGUAUAACUGUAAAGUGAGAGGCUGCGACAAAUCGUACACACAUCCCAGCUCUUUGAGGAAACAUAUGAAAGUGCACUGCAAAUCUCCACCUCCCAGCUCAGGCUAUGAAUCCUCCAUCCCUUCCCUGGUGUCCCCUUCUUCUGAUUCAGGACAGGACCCUGCAGCCACCUCUUCUCACACUGAUCGCCUGUCCUCCUCCUCCCAGGCCAAUCUGAGUGAAUGGUAUGUGUGCCAAGGCUCAGGGGCAAGUGGCAUCCCUACCCCCCCUAGCCACACUCCUUCACCUGAACAUCGAAAGGCUUCCUACAACAACUGUGACUCUAGGCCGAAUUACUAGGACUCCUCUCAGCCCAGUGCAGCUCGCUGGAAUGAGAAAUACUAAUGACUGGAGAGAUCGCCCUUGUCUGUGCCUGUUAUGGAGUAGGGAGUGGGCUAAUGAAUGGGACUGGUGGCUAGCAUCAUUGCACAUGGGACGUGAUCGCAAAAGCUAUAUGUGUGUGUGAGUGUCUCUUGGAAGUGGACAAAUAAAAUUCUACCCAUUCUCCGUGUUUGAUCAGAAAGCACACUAUUGAGAAUGUACUACCCUGUCUGAUUACUGAUCACCCUUCAGGAUCAACCUUAUCAAUGAGCCAAAGUCAUUUCAUUAUUGAGGGUUCCCAACCGCUACCCACUGCUGUCUGCCAUGCUCCUUCCCACGGUGUUCUCAGAUCUUUGUGCUAGUGCUUUUCUAAACUUGUCAUUCUUUUGUUACUGCUUUGUAUAAAAAGAACAACAAAAGUAUUUUAUUAGUUGUCAUGGUCAGUCAAAUGUAUAUACAGAGCGAUCAGAUGGCUCCAGGCUGGUGUAUAUAUUUCUUCUUUGUUUCUGAUGGAAAGGGACCAAACCUGGCCGCAUGGACUAUUGUAUAGAAGGUGUAAUUAUUUUAUUAUAAAAAAUGUUCACAGUGAUGUGCAAAAAUCGGUAUUGUACAGGCAGAGUAUCAGACAUGUUUGUGACGUCAUAAUGGCUUUUCAAAAGAGGGGCGACUUGCAAGAACAUAUUUCAUGUACUGUAAAAUAAACUUUUUUUGUACCAAGGAAA
Molecule: messenger RNA, 2943 nt
Organism: Rana temporaria (common frog)
Lineage: Eukaryota; Metazoa; Chordata; Amphibia; Anura; Ranidae
Product: zinc finger protein ZIC 4-like
Exons: 6
Coding region: 656-2200 (514 amino acids)
Biological process (GO): central nervous system development; regulation of transcription by RNA polymerase II
Cellular component (GO): nucleus
Molecular function (GO): RNA polymerase II cis-regulatory region sequence-specific DNA binding; DNA-binding transcription factor activity, RNA polymerase II-specific
Source: RefSeq, a predicted model, not a curated record